UUAAAGCGAAUGCUCAGAGAACGAUAGAAACACAUAGCUUUACUACUGAAAAUGCUGGUUCAAGUAAAAUAACAAAUUAUACUCCAAGAACCAUUGACGUUGUAGAUUUCGCUGAGGCGAGAGCAUUUGAAAUUAAUGCCAUGAAUGACGCUUUGGAGCGAGCAAAUCAAGCUAAAAACUCCAGAGCUUCUCAAAGUCUACCUCGUCACCUUCGACGUCGUGCUGCAAGUCAUAAUGUCAAACGCUUACCUGUUCGCUUAAGAAAAAAGGCAACAGAAGAG
Funneliformis caledonium is the source of this 281-nucleotide messenger RNA. The record is from the annotation of a GenBank genome assembly. Lineage: Eukaryota; Fungi; Glomeromycota; Glomeromycetes; Glomerales; Glomeraceae.